UUUCUUUGUUGCGACGACGCUGGGUAAAUCAUCUGGACACUGGGUCUCACUAUCGCCAAAUAUAUUUGGAGAUCGGCUUCGGCUACGGCUUGGCAGACAUUUUUUUCUUUCUACAAUUUUAAAUUAAAUUUAUUAGAAUAAAUGCUUCGAACACACGCGAUCUAAGUACCUUUUGUGUUUAUUAUACCUUACCUACCUAGGUAUAAAAAGAGUACUUACGUAGAUUUUCUUUUAUUAACUGUUUUAUACGAAGAUCUUGAUCUCUCAAAUUAGCAUCCAUUUUACUUCCAGUGAUUAUCAACUAAAUUAAUAAUCCACAAAGUAUUAAAUAACGUUUUUAUGAAAUAUUUAGCACAAAAACAAUACCCUUUAAAUAUCGAUCGUCAGUAACUGUGGCUGACUUACCUAUAUUCUAGCAAGCAGGACUGCCAGAUGUGAAGGGGAAAUCCCCAAUAAAUUGUUGCAUGUGACUGAUGAUGUGAGCAUGUUCGUUUCAUAAUAAAAAUGUUGCCAGGUAACCAAAAAGUCGUAUGUUUUUGUGCGAAUUACGAUCAUAAUCUUUACGAUCGUACAUUAAAAAAUAGACAAAUAAUAGUAUGAGUACGAUUUAAAUCGUAUAUCUGUCAACCCUGCUAGCAAGACAGCGACAAAAUCACGUUGCAUAACAAUGUAGCCCAAGCUUAUAUCUUAUGAAAUAUACGGAAGAGAUACGGACUUAGAAAAAACAGAAAUGUUGUUCUUUGUGGAAGUCAUUGAUGAAAUUCUAUGUAUUUUAGCCCGCAAACUUUCUUCAAACAAAAACAGCGCCAUCUAGUAUCGAGUUCUGUAAUUAUCUCUUUGUUUAUGGAUUUGAAGUAAGACCGCCACGCAUGCAAUACAUUAUGACUGGGGAUUCCCCUAUUCGUCGACGCUGAAUAUGAGGCGACGACAAUCACUGUCAAACGUGUUCACUAUUACUCUGACUCUGGUAACGUGACUUCCUGGUAACGUGUUAGGUAGGAAAAGCAGUAAAAAAGUGCAUAUUAAGGGAGCAGAUUUGAAAUAAUAUUUAUACUUAACAAGAAAUAAUUAAAGGUUCAAUGGGGAGACCUAAAGAUUUACGCAUAUGGGAGCACUACCGUACUUUACCAAACAAGUCUGUUUCUUGCAAGCUUUGUAAUAAGGUCUACAAAUUCAGUAAUGCUGCCAAAAUGCUUCAACAUCUUAUCACUUGUCCAAAAUCUCCAGAAACAUUAAAAGACUCUAUGAAACUUAUAAAAGAUAGCUCGUCCAAAACCAAAAUGUCUGGACUGUCAGAGAUAGAGACAAAUGAUUCUUUUAUAAGCCCCUCGUCGUCUGCUAACACUACAAUAAAUGCUGAGUUUCAAGACACCGAUGAUCAUAUAAAAACAGAAUUAGCGAGAGCUAUAUUUGUAACAGGGACGCCAUUAUCGAUGGUGCAACAUCCUUUAUGGAUACAAUUUUUCGAAAAAUUGCAACCAAAAUUUAAAAUACCUUCACGUAAAGCUUUAGCGACAAAAUACUUAGAUAAAAUAUAUAGAGAAAUGCGUUUUGAGUUAAAUGAGGAACUAAAUGCUUGUAGUUACUUACACCUUCAGUGUGAUGGCUGGUCUAAUUUAAGAAAUGAAGGAAUAAUAAACUUUCUUAUAUCAAAACCUCAACCUGCAUACGUUAAAAGUUUGAAUACAGAAAGUAAUCCUCACACUAGUGAAUACCUUAGCCAAGAAGUUGAAAAAGUAAUGAAAGUGUAUGGAGCAAAUAAGUUUCUUGUACUUAUUGGCGAUAACGCUAGAAAUAUACAAAAGGCAUUCGAAUUAACAAAACUCAAAUAUCCACAUGUUGUUCCUCUCGGUUGCUGUGCACAUAUCCUUAACUUGUUGUGCCAAGAUAUUGUAAAGAUACAAGAAGUAACUGUGUUUAUUAUGCAAGCCAUAAAUAUAAUAAAAACUGUUAAAAGGAGUCAACGAUUAAGUUCCUUGUUGAUAAAAUCAAGGCAGGGUGAAGAUUCUACACAAACACUAAAAUUGCCUUGUGCUACAAGAUGGGGAAGUCAUGUUACUUCGUUAAAAAGUUUGAAAGCAAAUAAGAUAGCUUUGCAAAUAUUAACAGUUAGAGAAGAUGUGGUAAUUUCAAGAGAUAUUAAAGAUUUAAUUCUAAGUGAUGAUUUCUGGACGAAGACAGGGGAAUGUAUAAGUAUUUUGGAACCAGUCACUGAAAGCAUAUUUUACUUAGAGAGCGACCAGAAUCGUUUGCAUCGCACAUACAUUACAUUUAGAGAUGUACAAGCUAAGAUACGUUUUGCAUUAAAUGAGAUUUCGACAUUGAGCGAAGAAAGCAAACAGCAGAUUCUAACAUCAGUAUCUUCAAGAUGCAAUAUGGCAAUGAGGCCAAUACAUUUUGCAGCAUAUAUUCUAGACCCCAGGACUCUAGGAGUCGAACUUACUCAAGAGGAAGAACUUAAGGGUAUGGAGUUUAUCUACAAUUUAAGCCAACACUUAAGUUUGUCAAAUGUAAUGGCAGAUUUGGCGUGUUAUAAAGCUAAAGAAAACUUUUGGGCCAGAGGAUUUGUAUGGAGCUCAUUAGAUAGCAUUGAGCCCCUAAUAUGGUGGAAAGGUAUUUGUGGUUCCACUGAGUUAAGCAAAGUAGCGAUUCGUAUUCUAUCAGCUCCCUGUACUUCGGCAGCCACUGAGCGUUCCUUUAGUAUCCAAGGCUACAUACAUAAUAACAAAAGAAAUCGACUUACAACUGAAAGAACUGAAAAAAUUUCAUUCAUUUGUUAUAACUGGAAUCUUAAACAUAAAGCUGAAUGCGAGGACAUUCAGUUUAAUGAAGAAAAUACCUUAGAAGCUUUCAUUGAGCAAGUAAAUGAACAUAACAGUUUAGACGAAAUAGAGCCUAUCGAACCUAUACAAUUCAUCGCUUGUAAUAACUCUGAAUCUGACAGUGAUUGACUGUAGUUUUACAUUUUACUUUCAUCUCUUUCUUAAUAAACUCAAAAUCAAAUUAAAAGUUUUUUAUUCUGUAGGCUGCAUAAUAAUAUUGUCUAUGUCCAGUAUAGUGGACGUCUUGCGGCUGAGAUGACGAUGAUGAAGUACAAAAUCAUAAACACCCAAAAAUUUGGGUGUUUAUGGGGUUUAAACCCAAUAAACCCAAAACACCCGGUUUUUACCCACCAGACUUUAAACCCACCCAGGUGGAUUGCCCAUCUCUAAUCGGUAUAAAAUUAAACUCUAUCGAUUAAUACAAAUAAUCCCAAAUAUUGUCAUUUUUGUUACUUAAAUAACUAAAACUAAUAGUUCUUUGAGAAUUAAAAUAAAUUAAUUAAUUUUGAGUUUGCUAGUAGGGAACUCCUAGAGUUAAGCUCGCCUUUGUUCAUUUGUUUACAUCUGUCAUAUUUUUUACGUAUUAUUAUGUAUAUAUAGUGUGUACAAUAAAGUAUAAAUAAAUACAUUUAAUGGAUUAUAGAAAUAUAUAUGACUAUUUAAUUUGUACAACAUAAAACUAACUCCGCCUGUGUUUUCGGUAUACGUUGGCGGGGUACCAGUGAAAAAUUAUAGAUGAGGAUGAAGUCAGAUAAGUCAGCCCAUUGUGAUGAAUUCACCAACAUGGUUUCCACGGAGGAUCGCGAGGAGGUCGACGUAACAGGGUAUAUUGUUAAAAAUGGAACCCCAUUACUAACAAUCCCCGCACCGAUAUUUUAAUUUUGAAAUGAGUAGGUAAAGUGAUUGUUAAAUUUUAUUUGAUAAUUUCAACCAAAUUUAUUUAAUUUAUAAGAGAUGGAGCUGCAUUUAAAGAUAAUUAAAUUGAUCAUAGACAUUGUAACAUAUGUUUAAUAUACAUAAACACAUUCAUCCCUUGCGUCCGUAUUGGUUCUUACACCAUUUUAGUAACACGAGAAAACGGAUUAGGCUUGGAGGACCGUGCGGGGCGCAUAGCUUUGUCAUUACAAGUGGAGUCUCUUCGACUUACCAAUCACAAGUAGACUUAGGUCAAGUAUUUCCUACUAAUUUCCCUGUGCUCUAUUGUCUUGUUUGAGACAAAAGUCGAUUGAACCGAUUCGAUUUCUUUUGAUUUUUUAUAGUCGAUUUUUGACUUCUUGACGAGGAAAGUCUUUAUUGAGACAAAAGUCGAUUGUAUCGAUUCGAUUUCUUUUGAUUUUUUCUAAUCGAUUUUUGACUUCUUGACGAGGAAAGUCUUUGUUGAGACAAAACUCGAUUGUACCGAUUCGAUUUAUUUUUUUUUUCUAGUCGAUUUUUGAUUUCUUGACGAUGAAGGUCUUUAACUUGUUUGCUGUUGUUAUCAGUUUGAAAAAUAGAUAAGUCGAAUUUCUCAGAAACUAUUCAAAUCCGCUCAUUAUAUUAUUCAUAUAUGGAUCUUAAUCAUACCUUUUUUUUAUGGGUGAAAAUGGUUAUGGUAACCCCGCCUGCGCUAACCGGAUACGCUGACGGAGCACCAGUGAAGGGAGAUAGAUGAGAAUGAAAACAGGCCAGUUAGCCCAUCAUGAUGAAUUCAUCAGGAAUUAACCAUGAUAGUUUCCAGGGGGAACCGCAAAGAGAUCGACCUGGCUAUAUUGCUAGCAAUGGGAUUCUCAGUUUCCAUUACUAACAAUCCCUUCCCCCUCUUAAUCAUAACUGUCCACUGCUGAUCCUGCUGACACUGCUGCCCAUCUCUAGACGAUUAAGUUCCCUUAGUCGCUUUUUAUAACACCCACAGGAAAGGAAGGGGUGGUGGCCCAUUUUAUAUUGGGAACUACAUAGAUACGCUAUAAGAUAGAUCUUAAUGUGGAGAAUUUAAUCUUAUCUUACUGGUAUAAUAAAAUUGUAACUAGACGAUGUCUGUACAUGGGAGGUGUUUAAGAAAAAUUGAUA
Molecule: messenger RNA, 4868 nt
Organism: Galleria mellonella (greater wax moth)
Lineage: Eukaryota; Metazoa; Arthropoda; Insecta; Lepidoptera; Pyralidae
Exons: 2
Coding region: 1080-2951 (623 amino acids)
Molecular function (GO): DNA binding; protein dimerization activity
Source: RefSeq, a predicted model, not a curated record